Trematomus bernacchii (emerald rockcod) is the source of this 2233-nucleotide messenger RNA. It is a transcript of the gene gpr160, whose product is annotated as G protein-coupled receptor 160. The record is from RefSeq and is a predicted model, not a curated record. NCBI's taxonomy places the organism in Eukaryota, Metazoa, Chordata, Actinopteri, Perciformes, Nototheniidae. The transcript is spliced from 2 exons. Gene Ontology annotation, cellular component: plasma membrane; signaling receptor complex. The coding region runs from base 111 to 1031 and encodes 306 amino acids.
GGAACAGAGACGGAGAAACAGUGCUGCAUGUAACAUCUGAUGACCAGUAUCACAUAGGUAAUACAUCCAAAGUUUCCCCCCUGCAGCAGCAGAGCCUCCUUGAAAACACAAUGAACAUCCCCAUCGCCUCCAUCCUGCGGGGCCUGGGAGGAAAAUGUGUUCUCAACUGGGCGCUGGUGUUCUUCCAGAGGAAACACAUCUGCCGAAGCUUCCUGGGAGUUUUCAGUGCGUCCCUGGCUGUCGUCGACACCCUCCUGACCCUCUCCGUCACCGCCCUGCACCUCCAGGCUGAGGGACACCUCCUGGGCUUAAAGCUGACCCGGUACCACGUGUGUCUGUUGGUCCAGAUCCUCGGAGAAGUGUACAGCGCUCUGCAGUGGCCUGUCGUGAUCGUGGCCGGUUUGGACCAUUUCUUCUCCGUCACUCGGAGGUGGCAGGCCUCCAGCAGGUUGAGCCUCUUUGGGAGCGGCCUGCUGUGGAUCCUCUCUGCUCUCUACGUCUUCCUGCUGUCUGACUUCAGGCCCGUCAUGGAGGAAGUGUUUCACAUCCAGAUCCACCAGUGCUGGGUCUUCCACACCUCUCAGAUCCUGCACAUUGCUACAUCUCUCCUCCUGAUCUUGGGCUGUGCAGCGUUGCAUGCUGGACGCCUGACAUUAAAACAUCCUCCUUUAAAAGAUCAAAUUACAGACCAAAGUAGAGCUCACUCCAGAAGAAGUUUUGUUCUCCAGACCCUGCAUAUAUUUCUGAACACAUGGGCUCUGUUCCUGGUGAUCCUGGCCGUGCUCCUCCUGCUGCCUGUGGGGAUACCUGCGUACCUGGGCCUGAGCGGCGCCUGGCUCUGCUUCCUCAACAGCCUCCUGAUAGCAGUGGUUUUAUGUGCAGUGUGUCCAGCCUCGCAGCUGGGGCAGGGCGGGGGGGCCAUGCCCCCCGACAGCGUCUGUGAGUGGAGAUUUACAUUUAGCCCGCCUUCGGAGGACAGAGCACGACCACACAAAACACAAACAGGUCUCGUGUUGGAAGAUGUGGACUAAACUCUUGAGACCUCAAUCUGGACCUUUUUGGUCAGACCAGUACUUUGGCUCAUCCAAUACCAAGAUGGUAUGAGGCAGAGAAAUCCAUGUCCUAGCAGAAUGAAUCCUAAAGACUUUGUUUAGCCCCCGGCUAUAAUUUAUUUUUUAAUACUAAAUCUUUUGAAUGCAUUUGAUCAACAGUUAAUAAAGUGAUUAAUUAAAGGAUGCAUUGUUUGUUAAAAUAAAAAUGUUCCAUCUCUAUUGAAUCAGUGUGGGUGGGAUGCUGCCAUUUCACGUCUGUUAGCUUUUCGUGGCAGAGUGGGCUCCUGGAAGCCCCUACUGUAUGGGGAACUAGAAUAGAGGAGGAUUUGAGGAACUUUGUAUUGUCAGUUGACACAUUUUGUCACUACAAUUUCGCAAUUGUGCAAUAUGUAGUCAUGCAACUUUGCAGAUGUUAAAAUUAGACGGUUGAGUUUAAAGAUGGGUGUGGUCCGAGCGAGGGCGCCAGCAGGAGAUGUGUGAGGAAGAAGCCCCUGAUCCAAUUUGUCUGAGUCUGGUGUGAUUGCAUCAAGAGAUGAUUUUUAAAAACAGACCCACCUUCACUAGCUGCAACAUUAAAGUGAACACAUGAAUGCAUCACUAUUUAUAAUCCCAAAGUAUGCUGUAAUAUAUACCAAGUAUAUUCUAAUUUUUAUUAUUAUUACUAAUUAUUAAAUGUAUUUCUACACUUUGAUUUUGCUACUUUUUAUAUUUGCAUACUUCUUCCAGAACUGAUCAGAUAUACAAAUAUUGUUGUAAUUAUUGAUUCCUCUGCCAAAUGAUCAUAAACUUAUUGAUCAUGGAGUCAAAAUAUAAAUGUACUUUCAUAUAACACAAAAACAGUGAGGCUGAAACCAGAAGAUGUUAUUAGUUUGAAGUAAGAAAUUAGUUUUCUGUUGAUCAAAGACUGAUUAAGUUAAUCGAGCUCUUUCAGUUCUACACAUUAUUAUUUUAAGAGAAAGGGAUUUUUUCUUUUUUAGCUUGAGUGCCACUCACUGGCUUCAUUGUGUCCAUACUGUUGUUGACUUUAAAUCUCCAUUAUCAGCUGUAGAGACGAUUAUGUACAAAACUACUGAAGUUAAAACCACAUCAGAAGCUUGCUUCUGAUGUGGUUCUUAAACACCAUAUUGAAGUUUUAACAAAGAAAUUGAAAUUCACUCUUGGCUUCCUUUUCAGAUUUAAAU